This is a messenger RNA of Chaetomium fimeti, 1603 nucleotides long. RefSeq lists its product as uncharacterized. Gene Ontology annotation, biological process: adenylate cyclase-activating G protein-coupled receptor signaling pathway. The transcript is spliced from 4 exons. Gene Ontology annotation, cellular component: plasma membrane. Bases 151 to 1284 code for a protein of 377 amino acids. Gene Ontology annotation, molecular function: G protein-coupled receptor activity. The record is from RefSeq and is a predicted model, not a curated record. NCBI's taxonomy places the organism in Eukaryota, Fungi, Ascomycota, Sordariomycetes, Sordariales, Chaetomiaceae.
AUAUAUCGACCUUUUCAGCCGUCAACCGCCAUGAUGUUGCUACCAUCUUCCUGUCGCGGAUGGCCAACUUUCCGGCGCGCCAACGACCAAAACCGACAAGCCAGGUGUGCAACUUAAAUUGAUUGACAUGACUGCGCGACGACAGCAACCAUGUUGCACAUCCGCGGCGAGGCGGCACUCGACGAGGGGCAGCUGCUAGUCCUGACGAUCCUUACCCGUGUGGCCUCGACGCUCUCCGCGCUCGGCGUCUUGACCAUCAUCGCGACCUACUGCUUCUCAAAGCACUUCCGAAACCCCAUGCAUCGCCUUAUUGUCAUCAACGCCUUCUACAACGCCCUCGAUGUGACAUGCACCAUGAUCUCGACGAGCGGGCCGGCAGCCGGGAACCCGUCACCACUAUGCCAGUUUCAGGGGUUUCUUAACCAGAUGUUUCCAAUCGCGGACGUGCUUUGGACUAUGGCCAUGGCUGUCAACGUGUACCUGAUUGUGUAUCGGAGCUACGAUGUUGCGUCGCUGAGACGCCUCGAGUGGAAGUACAUGGCAGGAAUCACAACAGUCACCUUCAUCCCGGCCCUGGUGCUUCUCUUUAUCCGCAAUGACGAGAACGGCCCGAUGUAUGGAAGUGUGACGCUCUGGUGUGCCAUCGCCCCCAAGUGGGUGUUAUUCAGGAUUGUCCUCUACUACGUGCCCAUCUGGGCAUCCAUCUUCGCCACAAUAGCCCUCUACCUCCUCGUCGGCAUCGAGAUCGCCAAGCGGCGCCGCAUCCUCCGCUCCAUCAGCAGCCAAGUCAACGCCACCAUCCUCGACGAAACCAUCCCACCCGCCGACGGGCACCACCACCACCAUCCCGACUCCUGCGGCAACUCCACCACGGCCGAGUACUACGACAGCAGCAGCCACCCCUCCGCAAACGACCCCUCCCCAACCACCACCAGCAGCAGCAACAACCCGGCAGACGCCGGCGGCACAUGCAAAAACUACACCCCCUCCACCGCAACCCGCAUCAUCCCCGCCAACCCCUCCUCCCUAUCCUUCCGGCAGUACAUCCUGAUGCCGCUGUUCUUCUUCCUGGCGCUGCUGCUCGUGUGGGUGGCGCCGUCGACCAACCGCGUCGCCUCCUUCGUCGACCCGGCCUUUGCGUCCUACCCGCUGCUGCUGACGGUCGGGGUGGCGGGGUCGCUGCGCGGGUUCUGGAACGGGAUUGUCUUUGUGGUGGUCGGCAUGCGCUCGUGGAAGCGGAGGCGGGAGUCGGAUGAGGUGGCGUUGAGGCCGGUGACGGGGUGAUGGUCUGGGCCUGACGGGGGGGUGGGGUGAGGGUUGGUGCGUGGUGAUUUGAUGUUUGUAUGUAUUAGGUGUGGAAGGGAUACCCCGUUGGUUAUUGUGUAGUUUCGAGUGGGUUUGAUAAUGAGAGUCGCCCACUUUUCAACAUCUGCCAGUGGGCUGUGAUGCAUUGUUGUGUGUAAAACGUGUACUACCUAGCAGGUAUGGCUACCUGCAAAGACCUGUGAUGGGGGAUGAGAAACUCGACGACGUGAAAGCGGCCGUUCGCUACAGCAGCGAACAAAUGGGGGGGUAGCCGCACCAGUCCACGAUCAAUGGGUCG